Rasamsonia emersonii CBS 393.64 is the source of this 1077-nucleotide messenger RNA. Its product is annotated as Adenosine kinase. The transcript is spliced from 7 exons. Gene Ontology annotation, molecular function: adenosine kinase activity. The record is from RefSeq and is a predicted model, not a curated record. Gene Ontology annotation, biological process: purine ribonucleoside salvage. Gene Ontology annotation, cellular component: nucleus; cytosol. Bases 1 to 1077 code for a protein of 358 amino acids. Lineage: Eukaryota; Fungi; Ascomycota; Eurotiomycetes; Eurotiales; Trichocomaceae.
AUGGCCGCUGCAGAUGGAUACCCGCUUCUUUGUUUGGAGAACCCUCUCCUUGACAUCCAGGGCGUGGGUCGUCUAACGGAACCUUAUAGUGACGAAGCUCUGCUCAAAAAAUAUGGCCUUAAGGACAAUGAUGCCAUCCUCGCGGAGGAGAAGCAUAUGGGGCUCUACGAAGAACUCUUGCAAAACCACGAUGCGAAGCUGAUCGCUGGUGGCGCCGCUCAAAACACCGCUCGUGGUGCACAGUACAUUCUCCCUGAAAACUCCGUCGCCUACAUCGGCUGCGUCGGCCGCGAUAAAUAUGCUGACAUUCUCAAAGACGCCUGUGAAAAGGCCGGAGUGCACACUGAGUACCGUGUGGAUGAUGUCCAACCCACCGGAAAGUGUGGUGUGAUCAUCACUGGCCAUAACCGCAGCAUGGUCACGCAUCUUGCAGCGGCCAAUGAAUACAAGAUUGAUCAUCUGAAGCAGCCGCAUGUCUGGUCGCUGGUCGAGAAGGCCAGGGUUUACUACGUUGGUGGCUACCACCUUACUGUUUGCGUGCCUGCCAUUCUGGCUCUUGCGGAAGAAGCUGCCGCAAAGAACAAGAUUUUCAUGCUCUCCCUGUCUGCGCCAUUCAUUCCUCAAUUUUUCAAGGACCAACUCGACAGUGUGAUUCCGUACACGGACUAUCUCCUUGGAAACGAAACGGAAGCCAUCUCAUACUCCGAGAGCCAUGGCUGGGGUACGACUGAUAUUGUCGAGAUUGCUAAGAAGCUCGCCACACUUCCCAAGAAGAAUGCAAGCCGCCCUAGGGUUGCUAUCAUCACUCAAGGCACUCUGCCCACUGUUACUGCGGUGGCCAAGGAGAAUGGCGAAAUUGAGGUGAAGGAAUUCAAAGUUCGGGAAAUCCCCAAGGAUCGCAUCAAUGACACCAACGGAGCCGGAGACGCCUUUGCCGGUGGCCUGACCGCUGGUAUUGUCCAAGGAAAGUCCCUCGACGAGAGCAUUGACAUGGGCCAAUGGCUUGCAAGUCUUAGCAUUCAAGAACUGGGACCAUCAUACCCCUUCCCCAAGCAAACCUACACUGCCAGCAACUAG